This is a messenger RNA of Plasmodium gonderi, 804 nucleotides long. RefSeq lists its product as hypothetical. The record is from RefSeq and is a predicted model, not a curated record. The transcript has 2 exons. The coding region runs from base 1 to 804 and encodes 267 amino acids. Lineage: Eukaryota; Apicomplexa; Aconoidasida; Haemosporida; Plasmodiidae.
AUGGAAUUUUCUACAUAUGCUGGGUUAAGUUCUGAACGUCUUGCAUGCCUUCGAAAUCUUGAUAUUCGAAGAAAACAUGUAUAUAAUGGAUCAAACUUUUCUUAUGGGAACAACAUUUAUGAAAUUUUACAUAACUCUUGUACUGAGGAAUUAAAAAAUGAAAAAGACCCUAAUUGGCAUAUUCAAAAUGACAAUAAAUAUGUGCCCAAAAAUAUGAACUAUGCAGGUUUACAGUCAGAAAUUAAAAAUAGCAUAAAUGUACGAAAUAGAAGAAUUAAAAAUGAUUUGAACAAUCACGGAGGGGAAAGUAUAAAAGAUACUAUACAGCACAAUGUAAAAGAAGGAGAGUUAAAUAAUCCGAAGCAUUUCCUUUCAGACAAAGGUUAUGUAUUAACACCAAAACGAUGUCUAGCUAGACAUGUAUAUGAUAGCGAAAUAGAUAAAUAUUUUUCAACAAAAUAUGCUGUAACUGAUAAGUCAAGUGGAAGAACAGAAAUUAUGGUUGAAAGAAAACCGGGAUGUUCUAACAUUAUUGUUCAGAAUUUCUCCGAGUUUGAUGCAUAUGCUACGUAUAAAAAACAGGAUGAGAGGAAAAAAAAAGGACGAGACUCCUUUGUUCAUACGAAAAUGGGUAUUGUGCCAAAAGACGGAUCACCCCAGGAUGAUAAACAGUCCAAAGCACAUGCUUUGUUUAGUGAUGUACACCGAAGUGAUAACAUAGCACCUGAAAAUUACUGGCUUUGUCCUACCAUUGACAGCGAGAAAAAAAAAGCAAAAAAAAAAAAAUCUGUAAUAUUAGUCUAG